CGAAAAAAUUGCAUAAGUACUCAUUUAGUUGAAUCAAAGUGGUGUUAGCGAAUAAUGCGUGGAGAACAGUGUUGAUCAACUCCAUUAACUCAGAGGAAGUAAAGGAUCAAUAAUAUUUUACAAAACAACGAGUGUACAAAUCGAGACUGCAGCAUGUCGCCAAUAAAAUUCAUUUUUACGUUGCUGGCUUUUACAUUAUCACUAGACCUUGGCGAUGGUAUAAAAUGCUUUCAAUGCAACUCGGUUGAGGAUCCCGGAUGCGGUGAUAUUCAAGCAAACGAAACAGCCAGUCCGUUUCUGCAGGAGUGCGUUUCCGAUUCUAAGAUGGGCGGUCACCUACCGUUCUGUCGCAAAUUAAAGCAAGCAGUGAAAACGGAUCGAAUACCAAGGAUAGUACGUUCUUGCGGUUGGAUAUUGGACAAACAUCGAGAACGCACAGAUUACUGCAAAAAAGGAGACACGGACUUCAUUUUAAGGACCAACUGCGCGUGUUUUUCAGAUGCCUGUAAUGGUUCCACUAGGAUCUCUUCGUCGCCUUUCGUCUGGUUGUUUUCAGUGAUAACCGUGUAUAUUGCCUCUUUCAAAUGUACUUAGGAAAAUACCAGGGCAUAUGUAUUUAUUGUAAUUCGCAUAAAAAACACAUACGACGUUGCUUUUGUUUUUGUUG
Molecule: messenger RNA, 667 nt
Organism: Cylas formicarius (sweet potato weevil)
Lineage: Eukaryota; Metazoa; Arthropoda; Insecta; Coleoptera; Brentidae
Exons: 4
Coding region: 154-594 (146 amino acids)
Biological process (GO): sleep; regulation of synaptic transmission, cholinergic; positive regulation of voltage-gated potassium channel activity
Source: RefSeq, a predicted model, not a curated record